Molecule: messenger RNA, 1320 nt
Organism: Fonsecaea multimorphosa CBS 102226
Lineage: Eukaryota; Fungi; Ascomycota; Eurotiomycetes; Chaetothyriales; Herpotrichiellaceae
Exons: 1
Coding region: 1-1320 (439 amino acids)
Molecular function (GO): DNA binding
Source: RefSeq, a predicted model, not a curated record
AUGUCUUCUGGCGGAGCAGCGCUACAGCCAACCUUCCAAGGCCAUGUAGCCACCACCCAAGACGCCCUCAUUCUUUUCGAGGCUUGCCUGCAAGGGCACCUCUCGCAUGUACCCAGACGACCCCACGACCGAGAACGAAGCAACCUGAUUAGAAGUGGGUGUGUCUUUAUCUAUGAAGAAAAUGCAUCCGGAAUCAAGAGGUGGACGGACGGGGUUACUUGGAGCCCCAGCAGAAUCCUCGGGAAUUUCCUGGUUUACAGAGAACUCGAUAAACCAUUUCCACCGGGGGAGAAGAAGAGAGCCAUGAAGAAGCAACAGAGACGUCCAAGCCGACCGGGCGAGCCGUAUGCCAGAUCGGAGGGGGGCUCAUUCUCGGAUGGACAAUCUGGCAGUUACAACUCUGAUCGCAGUGCCUCUACUGACGUGGAGAGGCAGCUGAUCGGCUCGCUGGUAGACUCCUACGGGUUCAAGCAGGAUGGAUUGGUCAAAAAGACGAUGAGCGUCACGGUCCAAGGCGUCACACAUCACUUGGUCUCUUACUACCAUGUGAAUGACGUCCUUACCAAUCAGUUGCGAACACCUUCUCAAACGGAGAACCUGCAAUACAUCCGUCCGCGGUCUGAACUCACUUCGAGACAGAGCUUCCGAGCACCCAUCGAGGACGUUGACGAGGUGGACGGGGCCCAUAACUCCUACGCAUACCGCGUGAAUGCAGGCGGCUAUCCCCAGCCCUACUACAUGCCCCCAGGGUAUCCUCCAAUGGCUCAACAGCCCAAUCCACCCCAGUAUUCCAUGGCUGUUCCUUCCAUGUCCACGGGCUACCUACAAUCCCCGGUGACAGCAUCACACAUGCAAGGACAACGAACUGACUACGGCCAGUACGACCAAUCGGGGUACAAUCGAAGCUAUGAGUCCUUGAACAGCUCCAUUCCUCCACCAUCCAAAUCAAUCCCGGCCACGCCGACCACCAUGGCUCCAAUAAUGUCGGACCGUUCUCAGGCGCAAACGGCCAUGUACCCGCCCAUGAAUAUGCAGCGGCCAGUCAACACUUUGAGCCCCGUGUCGAUGGAUUCCCGAGCGGCUGUGCCAUAUCGACCGAGCCCAUAUGGGGUGACUCAUGGAAAUGGUACUCAGAUAGACCAGAGCCGGCAGAGUCAGCCCUCUCCUACACACGUGAAGUACGAGGAUCGCAGGGAAUCGGCACCGCAGCCAGCACCAAUGUACCAAAGUCCACGGACGCCGUACUAUCCCGACACGGCCAGUCAGGCUAUUCCUCAGCCACAGUAUUCUCAAUGGGCACAACAAGCUCAUAAUCCAUAG